Messenger RNA from Gadus macrocephalus (Pacific cod), 3496 nucleotides. RefSeq names its product melanocortin 1 receptor (gene mc1r). The transcript has a single exon. The record is from RefSeq and is a predicted model, not a curated record. Gene Ontology annotation, biological process: G protein-coupled receptor signaling pathway. Gene Ontology annotation, molecular function: melanocyte-stimulating hormone receptor activity. The coding region runs from base 667 to 1638 and encodes 323 amino acids. Gene Ontology annotation, cellular component: membrane. Lineage: Eukaryota; Metazoa; Chordata; Actinopteri; Gadiformes; Gadidae.
UACGGAGACUCUGGGCUUCGUAAAUUCAUUACAAUGAUUGCAGUAAUCAGUCUGCAAAGCAAUAAGUUGGCUGUGCGCUUGAGAGGAGGGGCCAUAUAAAGUACUAAAGCAGAAACUGCUACUUUGUCCGUUUUAGAACAAGUAGGCCUACAUGGAAACGGACGCUUCCUUUGAUACGAGACUAUUCACACAUCCCCACCUCAAUGAAGAAUACCCUCUAAAUGAGUUAUGGGGUUGGAUGGGAUUUACCUUUUUUCCUAGUGGAUGCACCCUGAGUGGACUUAUUUGGCAACAUUUGGACUGACUAUGUUCAUGUUUUUAGUGUUGAUUGAUCUGCGAGAAGCUUGUUGACACCCCAGGAGCCGAAACUGCUCCUCAACCAACUCAUAUCAGGACUGAUUCCUUCACCAUAUGAGACAUCAUGUAUUUAUUCUACACAGCCUAUCUCUUUGCGGAGCCUUAAGGUACAGUGUGUUGCUUAUAUGCUAUGUUCUCAGUUGAGUGUUCUAUACGGAGCCAUCCUCUAAUUAACUAAUUAGCCCGUGUGGCACAACUGAUCGUGUACAUUUGACCAGUUCAGAGGCGCAGUAUCUCGGACUGGAAAGAAAAUAAGUUGUAUCCAGUCAAAGAAAGCAGGCAGUCACCAACUGGAUUUCGGAGACAAUCAUGGGCAACCAUUCGCACAAUCUCCUGACUCUGCACCACAUUGAGCUGAGCCAGUCCACGUACAUGGAGAACGGCAACAUCACCAACGCCACGGACGCGGAGUCCAACUCCCUGGGCUGCGUGCAGAUCCGCAUCCCCCAGGAACUGUUCCUCACCCUCGGGCUCAUCAGCCUAGUCGAGAACAUCCUGGUGGUGCUGGCCAUCUUCAAGAACCGCAACCUGCACUCGCCCAUGUACUACUUCAUCUGCUGCCUCGCCGUGUCCGACAUGCUCGUGAGCGUCAGCAACGUGGUGGAGACCAUCUUCAUGCUCCUUAACGACCACGGGCUGCUGGACGUCCACCCGGGCAUGCUGCGACACCUGGACAACGUCAUCGACGUCAUGAUCUGCAGCUCGGUGGUGUCCUCGCUGUCGUUCCUGUGCGCCAUCGCGGCGGACCGUUACAUCACCAUCUUCUACGCGCUGCGCUACCACAGCAUCAUGACCAGUCAGCGCGCGGUGGCCAUCAUCGUGCUGGUGUGGCUGGCCAGCAUCACCUCGAGCAUCCUCUUCAUCGUGUACCACACGGACAACGCCGUGAUCGUGUGCCUCAUCACGUUCUUCUGCAUCACCUUGGUGUUCACGGCGGUGCUCUACCUGCACAUGUUCAUCCUGGCCUACUUCCACUCGCGCCGCAUCGUGACCUUCCACAAGAGUCGCCGGCAGGCCACGAGCAUGAAGGGAGCGAUCACGCUCACCAUCCUGCUCGGGGUGUUUCUCCUGUGCUGGGGCCCUUUCUUCCUCCACCUCAUCCUCAUCCUAACCUGCCCCACGCGCCCCUUCUGCAAUUGCUUCUUUAGAAAUUUUAAUCUUUUCCUCAUUCUUAUAAUAUGCAAUUCUCUCAUCGACCCCCUUAUAUACGCCUAUCGGAGCCAAGAGCUUAGGAAAACGUUAAAAGAGCUGGUUCUCUGUUCUUGGUAUUUUGGCGUGUAACAACAUUUAUUUGCAUAAAGCACCAUACUAUUUCGAAUCCCUUCUUUUGUAAACACUCGUAUGAACACUGUUCAAUGAAUCACCAGUUGAGGCAAAGCUGUCACUGCCAUUUGCCCUGGCCCCUCUCUAAUGCUAAAUUAAACACCAACCUGUCCGUCUGUCUGUCUGUCUGUCUGUCUGUCUGUCUGUCUGUCUGUCUGUCUGUCUGUCUGUCUGUCUGUCUGUCUGUCUGUCUGUCUGUCUGUCUGUCUGUCUGUCUGUCUGUCUGUCUGUCUGUCUGUCUGUCUGUCUGUCUGUCUGUCUGUCUGUCUGUCUGUCUGUCUGUCUUAUCUCUGCACUGUCUGUUAAUCAAUCUAUCUAUCCAUCCAUCCAUCCAUCCCUCUAUAUAUGCAUCUAUCUAACCACUAGCAAAAAAGAAAGAUCUGUCUGUAUAGAAAUGUAGAUCUACAGACAGAUAUAUAGAUAGAUACAUCUUUGUCUAUCUUUCAUUCUAUCAGUCAAUCUAUCUAUAUAUCUAUAUCAGUGUAAAACACUUGUAGAACUGCACAGCAAUGAUCGUUAUUAGGUGGCAACUGUAAUUUAAUUCCUAAAUGCGAUUUAAGGAUCAAAUAAUAAAUGUGUCAAAUAUAGAACGAUGAACAAGACUGUUAUUGUUCUCGUUUCACCGUCCCCAGCCAGUUUUCCAUAAGCUGCUUUUUAAACCAAACGACGUUGACAUGACUAACAGGAGCAUAUUGUUUUUGUUGUGACUCCCUGUAAAGUAGGCAUACCUUCUGUACAGUAAGUGUCUAUUUGAAGUACGCAGGAAUGGUCCGAUAUUUAUUGAUGAGACAAUAUGACGAGCCUAAUACUGUAUGAAUCACUGUUGUGUUUGCUGUUUACUAUGAUAUCAAUGGAACAGUCUUAUAUUGUGUCAUGCUCAAUGAUUGGAUGAUCAUAUACAAGGAUGGAUUAGCCUGUUUAUAGCAUCUAAACAAUAAAUGUUAGUUUCUCACGUUUUACCUGUUGAAACCUAAAGGAUUAAUACCUAUAACAAAACCUUUAUAACAACUCACUACCCCCCCAUAUCUUUUAUGGGGUGGUAUAGAUAAUAAAGCUCAUCAAGAUAAGCAGAAGUUGUAAUCAUUUUAUUUUCAAUUGAUAAUAUGUCAGGCAUAGCAUAUGGAAAGGGAAAUAAGAAAAGGAAAAACAAAGUGUAGAAGAGGAAAAUGUGAUGGGAUAUGAAUUUAUGGCUACUGUAUAUGUUGUUUGAAGGAGGAAUUGCAUUCCUCAUUCCCUCACUCAAGCAAAAGCCCUGCAAUCAAAACCGUUUGGCAGUUGCACUUAAUUAUGGCUUAAUUAAAUGCCUUAGGUCUGCUUGAAAGAAAAAAUUGAAUGAUGAAUCCGGUCAUGAGACUUAAACUAGCUGUAGCAAAUUUGAGUUGCAAAACAGAAGCAUCUUUGAUUCUAUGAAACAGGGGCACUAGUUGAACUGUUUUUAGACCUAGACAAUGCUUCGAGGCAUCUUGGAUCCUUAUCUCUGCACUAAGAACAAAUUCACAACUACACACACACACACACACACAGACAGACAGACAGACAGACAGACAGACAGACAGACAGACAGACAGACAGACAGACAGACAGACAGACAGACAGACAGACAGACAGACAGACAGACAGACAGACAGACAGACAGACAGACAGACAGACAGACAGACAGACAGACAGACAGACAGACAGACAGACAGACAGACAGACAGACAGACAGACAGACAGACAGACAGACAGACACACACACACACACACACACACACACACACACACACACACACACACACACACACACACACACACACACACACACACACACACACAC